GUAAUAUAAAGGCAUGUAGCAUCCUUGGGACUGAAUACCAUUUAUUUAGUCAUAAGCAAGGAAUCAACAUGAAGCUGCUGUAUAUGUUACUCCUUGUGGUUGGGUGCCAUGGCCAGUAUGUACCCCCAGAUCCAACCUUCACCCUCCUUAACCCUGGGGUCAGGAUGUCUAUUCCAGAUGAGUCUGGUAUAUCUAUGGUAGCCUAUCACUAUAACAUCAACAGACCUUUACCAGGAGUAGCUGCUGGAGACUAUAAUGUUGAUGUCAACGCUCCCGAUGCGAAUGGGGAAUGGGCACAUGAGAACAGGGAGGUGACAGUUAAUGUUGGUGAUACAAUAUUCUACUGGUAUCUAGUUAUCAAAAAUGGAGAGGGAGUCCAAAAAACUGAGCAAGCAUACACCUUUCCAGCACCCACAACAACGACCACGACAACUACUACAACAACUGUUGCACCUACCACUCCACCAUCGUUACUCUGUGAUGUACAUCCUGAUCUACGGGCUGAUUGUGGUACCCCUGGUGUCACUGCCCAACAGUGCUUGGAUGCUGGGUGUUGCUAUGACAACACAAUCGCCAACACAAAAUGGUGUUUCGAAGCAGAGCUUCCAACUGAACCCCCUACUACUACUACAACAACUACAACAACAACAGCGCCCCCUCCCACUGACCCACCGACACCAGGCCCCACCCUACCACCAGGAGAGACAAACCCCCCAGGCACUGAGGGGCCUGAAGUCACCCCAGACCCAGGAGUGGAGUGUGGAGAGUGUGUAGGAGGAAUAGGAAGUGGUAUCGGCGGAGGGUAUGGGGGCACCUACUUCCCCUGUGAGUCCUACCCCUGUUUGAUCUUUGAGGACAAUUUUGACAAUCUGGAUUUCAACAAGUGGGAGCAUGAGAUCACUGCUGGUGGUGGAGGGAAUUGGGAGUUCCAGUAUUACCUAAACAACAGAUCCAACAGUUAUGUAAGGGACGGCAACCUUUACCUCAAACCUACUCUGACGAGUGAUCGCUAUGGAGAGGCAUUUCUCACAAGUGGCAGUCUUGAUAUAUGGGGUACUCAUCCUGCUAGUCAGUGCACUGGUGAGGCAUUCUGGGGGUGCAGACGCCAGGGAUCAGGUAGCAACCCAAUUAACCCCUGUCAAUCUGCGAGAAUCAGAACUGUGCGUAGCUUCAUCUUGAAGUAUGGCAGGAUUGAGAUUGAAGCAAAGAUGCCGAAAGGAGACUGGAUCUGGCCAGCAAUCUGGCUGCUUCCUGCUAGAGAGGAGUAUGGAAUAUGGCCUGCAUCAGGGGAGGUUGAUAUGGUAGAGGCAAGAGGUAAUGAGAAUUUGAACCAUAAUGGUGAACAAAUAGGAGUGAAUCAAAUGGGAUCUACCAUGCAUUGGGGACCAUACUGGCCUGUCAAUGGAUAUGAAAAAACCCAUGCCAGGAGGAAUCUGCCAACUGGUGACUUCAACUCUGACUUCCACAAAUAUGCGAUUGAGUGGGAUGAGAAUGAAAUCAAAUUUUUCCUGGAUGAUGAAGAAAUACUACAUGUCGAUCCUGGACCAGAUGGAUUCUGGAAAUAUGGAGAAUUUGAUGAAAGGGUACCAGGAUCUGAGAGCCCCUGGAAGAAUGCUGCCAGUAAAAUGGCACCUUUUGACAAAGAGUUCUACUUGAUCAUGAAUGUGGCUGUGGGUGGGACCAAUGGGUUCUUCCCCGAUGAUGCCUCGCCAGCUAAACCAUGGAAUAACGAGUCUCCAACUGCAUUCUUAGAUUUCUGGAAUGCCAGAGGUCAGUGGUAUCCUACAUGGAAGCCUGAUGAGAACAAUGGGGAGAGUGCAGCUAUGGUGGUGAACUAUGUGAGAGCAUGGAAGAUGAAACCAUCAGAAAAUGCAAUGGAUUAAACAGUGGAAUCAUACAUAUUUAUCUAAGACACUUUGAUAUAGUGACUGUGUUCUUAAAAGUUUCAAAUCCUAUUUUUGGUCUCCCAUUAAUGUUCAACAAAGUGGAGUUGGGAGUUUGUAUGGAAUAGCAGGACAAGUUGCAAGAUAGAGAACUUAGUAAUAUUUGGAUUAUAAUAUGGACAUUAUAACACAAAUGUCAUCUCACGUCAGAAAAUAAUCAAAGAUUUCACUAUAGUUUUUGCACUUUAUAUAUUUUUACAAUCUUAUAUCUAUUUUAACAGUCGAAUGUACAAUCCUUCUUUUUUAUUGCAAUACAAUGUACAGUAGCUCUAUUUACAAGAUUCAAAGGUUUUUUACUAAUAUCCUGGAUACAUUUUCUGGAUUCCAAUUUCUUAAUUACUGACAUCAAAUUUGUCCAUAAGUACUUCCUAGAAAUUCCUUAUAACAUAAAAAUAAUUUCUUGUUAGGUCUAACUCAGAUUUCUUCUCAUAUGAAACUUAAAUGAGUAGAUGAAAGUUUAUUGAAAAUAAUAUGACAUUGUAUACAAAUGUAAUAUGAAUAUUUUAUAUUCAGUAUUAUAAAAUAGAGCCUAUUUGUCAACAAAUAUAGACAUUUUAUGUUCAUUUUGAAUAUAUACAAAUAAAUGUACACUUUAAUAUGAUAGUAAAUACCACCUCUCAAUUAUAAAUGACUUAGGUAUAAUAUAUGCCUAUUACAUGUAUUACAACAAACUUAUUUAUACAGGGUGGCCCAAAAGAAAUGCCACCCACUAAUUUUGGAAUAACUCUUUCAAUAAUUAAGGAAUCUUCAUGAUUUUUUAUGUGAAGAUAGAGUGUUCAAUGGAGAAAUGAUUGUU
Owenia fusiformis is the source of this 2739-nucleotide messenger RNA. Lineage: Eukaryota; Metazoa; Annelida; Polychaeta; Sabellida; Oweniidae. The record is from the annotation of a GenBank genome assembly.